Molecule: messenger RNA, 2465 nt
Organism: Danaus plexippus (monarch butterfly)
Lineage: Eukaryota; Metazoa; Arthropoda; Insecta; Lepidoptera; Nymphalidae
Gene: Rox8
Product: nucleolysin TIAR
Exons: 4
Coding region: 193-1359 (388 amino acids)
Molecular function (GO): RNA binding
Source: RefSeq, a predicted model, not a curated record
AAAAGUGAACGUUUCACGAGUCAACAGCAACGUCUUUCGAGAAGUUCUAGGCGCUGUUUUGCGACAUUUUUCUUUCUUUUACCCGUCAUCCAAUGUUUAAUGUGAUGAAAUAACACGUUAAAUAGCGAGUAUUUUUGAUAUUAGUGUUCAUAGUCGUAAUAAAAUAACUACUAGAUUACGAUAUAAGCUAAUAUGGGCGACGAAAGCCACCCGAAAACUCUCUACGUCGGUAAUUUAGACGCGAGUGUGACAGAAGAAUUUCUAUGCGCGUUAUUCGGCCAAAUAGGUGAAGUUAAAGGCUGUAAAAUAAUACGUGAACCAGGUAAUGAUCCGUAUGCUUUCCUUGAGUUUACAAAUCACGCGUCGGCGGCUACGGCCCUGGCCGCCAUGAACAGGCGAGUAUUUCUCGAAAAGGAAAUGAAGGUUAACUGGGCUACGAGUCCUGGUAAUCAGCCUAAAACGGAUACAAGCAAUCACCAUCAUAUAUUCGUUGGUGAUCUAUCACCAGAAAUAGAAACCCAUAUUCUACGUGAAGCUUUUGCUCCGUUUGGCGAGAUUUCGAACUGUCGAAUAGUACGUGACCCACAAACGCUCAAAUCCAAGGGUUAUGCCUUCGUUUCGUUUGUUAAAAAAGCAGAUGCUGAAGCGGCAAUACAGGCUAUGAAUGGACAAUGGUUAGGAUCGCGAUCCAUACGUACUAAUUGGUCAACGCGUAAGCCGCCAACCAAAGGUCCAAACGAAGGAGCACCGAGUAGCAAACGUGUAAAACAACCAACAUUUGAUGAAGUUUACAACCAGAGCUCACCGACGAAUACUACAGUUUACUGCGGCGGUUUCACUAGUAAUGUAAUUACAGAAGAAUUAAUGCAAAGCACAUUUUCACAAUUCGGCCAGAUUCAGGACGUAAGAGUGUUCAGGGAUAAGGGAUAUGCUUUUAUUAGGUUCACAACUAAAGAAGCCGCGGCUCAUGCUAUAGAAGCGACACAUAAUACCGAAAUUAGUGGACACACAGUGAAGUGUUUCUGGGGUAAAGAGAAUGGAGGAACAGAGAAUCAGAGCACGACUAAUCCACCCGCUGCACCUGCAUCAAUGGGUGCACAAACACAAUAUCCCUAUGCAUACCAACAAGGGAUGGGAUACUGGUACACUCAGGGUUAUCCUGCGAUCCAGGGCUACAUGGCGCCAGGGUAUUAUCAGCAGUAUGCAGCCGCCUAUAGUAACCCUCAAGCAGCUGCUGCGGCGGGCUACCGCAUGAGUAUGCCGGGUGGCGCAGUGGGUGCCGUGGGUGCGGGCGGUUCGUGGGGCGGCGCGCCUCAGCCGCUGGUGUAUUCGGUGCCUUCGCAGUACCCCUCGCAGUAGCGCCGCCUCGUGCUGAUGAAAUGUCCCUGGUACCGGCUCGUCCCGGGCGUCCGAUGACUUGCAUGGACACCCUCGUUGAUAGUUUAUAAUGGGCUCGGGCUGGUGUCAGUGAUAUUUCAGUACCGACCGGCGUCGCGCUUCCCUCGACCGUUUUUAUAUGUUUGUAUUACCCCGGCCGAGAGACGCGCGACUCCGCCUCCGCUAGAUAUUAUCGCGCAGCACAAAGAAUGUUAAUUCGGUUGAUUUGUGAGAGUCUUACAUCUUUGUAUAUGUAAUUUACCAGCCUUAUUGACUGCCUUUAGACAAUUAUGGUACAAGAAAUAACUUAUACAGCGAAAUACGUUUGUUACUAUAAAGAAAGUACUGAAUGUAUAGGUGAUACAUACAUUUGUACCCGAGUAUAUUUCGUCCAGUACAGUAUAUCCGGUAUAUUUGACUUGGUAUAGAUUGCCAAAAACCACUAAGAUGUCGGAGGCGGCGAGCGGACCGGGCCUCGCCCGCCGAGCUCGCCGGCCGCCGGCCGAUAGUCGAUCUACACAUAGAUAGGACAUAACGAAAUAAAUUAUAAUUUUUUAAAAAAAGUUAUGAUUAUAUAGGAGGGGAGUAGUGUCGCGAGUGGGCUCGUGAGCCGUGUACAUACGUCGUUGAUAUUUAUUUCGGACUGAGCCUGUGUUCGUUCCGCCGCCCGCCCGCCCGCCCUCCACCAGCGGCGCGCCAGACCGUUGACGUGUUAUAUUAAGUUCGGCACAUGUUGUUUUGUUUGACCUGAAUUGUUAUGAUUUAUUGUAUGGAAACACUGGUGAGUCAAUAAAGCAGUGGGUCUGGGACACCGGGUGUUUGAUUUUGAGUAUAUACUGUAUCGUGUUUAUUUCUGGGUCCAAAAUUGAACGGCAGUUCUGUUCUGUGAUUGAAGGUUGAAUACAGACGGUCGAUGAGAAAUUAUUGUAAAUUCUUAAAUGAGGAAAAUAAAUAGUUUAAGUUAAAUAACACUUUUGAUUUCUGUUGUUUGUUUAUUGAUGUCGCUACCUGUGUCGCUUCCCGGACCAUCUGACUUGGAUGAUUAAUAAACACGAACUGUAAAGGAAAUAUAUUUUGUACAUAGACAA